Messenger RNA from Apis laboriosa (Himalayan honeybee), 3644 nucleotides. RefSeq names its product protein sprouty (gene sty). Gene Ontology annotation, biological process: animal organ development; negative regulation of Ras protein signal transduction; negative regulation of fibroblast growth factor receptor signaling pathway. NCBI's taxonomy places the organism in Eukaryota, Metazoa, Arthropoda, Insecta, Hymenoptera, Apidae. Gene Ontology annotation, cellular component: membrane; cytosol. The record is from RefSeq and is a predicted model, not a curated record. The transcript has 3 exons. The coding region runs from base 191 to 2074 and encodes 627 amino acids.
CUGCGCCUCCACGGCCCCCUAGUCGAAACGCAAGAAGUUUCUCCGCGCCGCUACUACUUUGCAUGCGAAGUCAAAACAGCUUCCGACGACCAACUCUCUCUCCGUUUGGCUGGCAAGGGAAGUUGAACAGAGGCCGGCAAACAUCUGUCGUAACGUCUUCGCUGCAUGGGGCGCGCGUUCCCUGUCAGUUAUGACAAAAAGCUGCAACAUCCUGGAAAACGGCGGUGCAAGUGGGGAUGAAGCGCGUGUCGCGAGGGCGAGAGGAAGCGGACGCGGAGCAUUACCGAGCCUCAUCCUCGCUAAUGGAACGCCCUUGUCGAGAGUGUCACCACCUCGCGCGGGCUGGCCAGUGCGGAUCAACGAGGCGACACUUACUACCCCGAGUCAAUCAAUUCAUUAUCAGCAGCAACAACAACAACAACAUCACCACCACCAGAAUCAGCAUACCUCGAGUCCAAGCACACCGAGAGCAGUCGAACAAUGGGCUAGCGAGCGGGCAACAUCGUCGGUUUUGUCGGUUGGUCGUUCCGCAUCACCAUCCUCGCCAGAAACAACAAGGAGACCGGGAACAGGAUCGUCUAGAAGAGUUUUCUCGUCGUCGAGUCGAGUUAGGCCAGGAGGCGGAGGUGGAGGUGACGGAAGAGGAGCAGAAAGAAGCACAGAGAUCGGUAACGGUAUCCAUUUCACGAAUCACUGGCAGGAGGAAGAAGAGCUGGAGGCGAAGAAGAAGGAGGAGCACCGAAAGCGUUGCGUGGACACAGCUGCGCAUUGUCAAGCCGAGCAUCUUGAACUGAGAGGUCGGCCGAUGUCGCAAAACAAUGCGAUUACGCCGCUCUCGCGGCCACCCUCCUCGCAGACGAAUAUAAAUGACACCACCGAUGCCGUAGCGAACAGCAAUGACGAUGGAGAAGCGCAUUCCGUUCAACAGCAAAAUGUCACCACCACUGGUCGCGUCCAUGAUCACAAUCGGCCGUUUCCUCCGCCGAGAUUGCCGAGCGUGCAUGUUGCCACUGCCUCGACAGCGCCCCCUCUCACAGCAUCGUCGAAUCCGAGAGUAUUGGUCACAGCUCCGCUCAGUCCACUCUCGAACACCUUCCGAAGCAGACCGAGAAACGUGGAUACUUCGACGAGCGAGACGAAUGCUCGAGGAUUGGUAUCGAACGACACGCCACCUAGAAGUCCUAUAAGCGAAGUAAGUCUGACCGUGCCCAGGCCAGACGGAGAGAGGGCUAUCAACGAAUACGUCGAGGCACCAUUCAAACAUAGCAACCAACAGGAGCGACGAGUCUUCGAGGAUGAGAACAAACGGGGGAUCGGUGCCGAUUGCCCGAAAAUCGACAGGAGGCAUCGACAGAAAGGUGGUGAUGCGUCCGUCGCGGCGACGCAUCGGCUGCACGCGAGCAGGACUCAAGCGUUUCGUGGAUUGAUUGCGAGCAGUGGGACGAAUGCGACCGCGUCCGCAGGCUCGAUCGCCGCGAACACCGCGACACCGAAUGCGGUGACCAAGCAGCCGGUUUCGUUCACCAAAGAACCGGCCAAUAGCCUCGCUUCUAGGACUUAUGAUCCGGCCGGUUUGUCGAUAAUGUGCAAUUUCUGCGGUAGAUGUCGUUGCGAGUCUUGUCGGGAACCGCCUCCAUUGCCCAGCAAAUGGCUGUGCGACAACAAGUGUUUCUGUUCCGCCGAUACGAUUCUCGAUUACGCUUCUUGCCUGUGCUGCGUGAAGGGACUGUUUUAUCAUUGCGUAGACGGGAAUGGGUCAGGUGGAAUCGAUGGGGAGGCGGCUGCUAGUUGUGCGGACGAGCCGUGCUCCUGUACGGGAAAUAGGAGAGUCUCCAGGUGGGCCUGCCUUGGCGCCUUAACUCUCGUCAUGCCCUGCUUAUUGUGCUACUGGCCGUUCAAAGGAUGUGUCGCGGCCUGUGAGGUGUGUUAUGCUCGGCACGCAGCCCAGGGAUGCAGAUGUAAUCCGAACACGACUGGGAACGCCGGAAACAGACAUCAUCCGAUCGCGAAUGAUAUCGGGGAUUCGAGGGAUCCGGAAAAAAGGUUACUCGACCCUGUCACGCCGGAACUCUAAUUGGAAGAGAUACAACAGUAAUACCAACACCCGCAGUGUUAUCUCUCACGUAGGGGGGGAUACAAAAUUGCUCUUCUACGCAUAGAGAUUAUCCGACAGGAGAGGGAGCAAAAUGAAAAUUGCAUUAAGUACAAGAGUUGCAUUUAAGUCGAGAAACGAUAAUCGAGAAUGACGAAUUUGUACGUCUAACGUCGCGAGUGUUUUAUUUAUUAUUCUUCCAUGCGCGCGCGAAAAUGCGAAGCGAGCGAGAGAGAUUGAGAGAGCAAGAAAGAAAGAACGAAUGGAAGAACGCGAGAUCGUGUCACGGGGGAGGGAGAUGAUGCUAAAGGAUAUAGUGGCGUAGGAAAGAUGAUAGAAAGAUAGCGGAGAAAGGGCGAGAAAGAUGACAAGGUACGCGAGCUUGCGUAUUAACGCAGAAACAUACCACUUACGUAUAGAUAGGUCUAUACAUGAUAGAAUAUAUAAAUAGUACCGCGCACACACAGAGAACAAGUGCGAGCGUGACCAAGCGAAUGUGUGGAACGUGAAUGAGAGAGUGAGAGAGUGAAUAGAAGAACCACUAAAGUAUAUUAAACGCGAGCACGUGUAUGCGCGUAUACACGCGUUUCUGCUGUUACUUUGCUUGAAGCGCGUGUAUGCGCAUCUACACCUAGAUUAUAGAUAUGUAUAUUGUAUAUUAUAUUUGUAUAAAGAAAAAUCUUUUCUACGGUUAAUUUAUUCGUGGCUGAAUUGCCAAGUAACACAUAUAUAAAGUUUCGCAGUAAGAGGAGCACGACAAGGAGAAAAGAGGCGAGAAGGCCGCGACUGGAUUAUUUGCAAAAAUUAUUUCCAGUCUCUUACCAUAGCGAUAGGAAACGCAUAAAGAAUAUCGGCCGUAAAGAGGAAGAAAGAGGGAAAGAAAGCAGGAAAGGGCGGGGCAGGGGGAAAGAAAGCUCUGAAAAGAAGCAUUGUCCGUAUUUCCGAAUGUUUUCCUCGGCAUAUGAUGUAUACGCUUUUAUACUCGUUAACACUGGAAUUGUAUCGAGCGCGCGAGGCCCUGUCGAGCGUUAGAGAGCGUGAUAUGACACGAGAUCGAGAUAAUGCACGCGCGUUCGGGUUGCGUGAGAGCGAGAGAACUGUAAAUCUGUAAGAAUGAACGUUUGCGUUUAUGUGUGUAUGUUAAGUAUGUAUGCGUAUGUGGGUGUGCUUCAUGGGGUCGACGAGAAUGCGGGCAGAUGGAAAAAGGACAAUUGCGUGGGGGGCAUAAGCGUGAGGAGAAGAAAACACAGAUCAGGAGGAGGGAGUGGGGAGAAAGAGCAACGCACGCCUGAAAUCUCUUCUAUGUACGUAUAUAGUAUACCACAUUCGGGCGUCGUUUCCAUUUUGUUAAUUUUCUUUUUUUUUUUUUUUUUUUUCCAGUAUUAUCUAGUCGUGCGAGUUUAAUUAAAUAUCGUUUCGUUAGGGAACGGGAGAAUGACAAAAGCGAUACAUGCAUGCGUGGUGAUUGCUAAACUGAUGUUGCUGUUAUUGGCUCCGCUCUCUGCUUUACAAGGAGAAUGGAUUUGGACGAAGGAAAUUCGCGUUAACUGGA